Molecule: messenger RNA, 36589 nt
Organism: Pelobates cultripes (western spadefoot toad)
Lineage: Eukaryota; Metazoa; Chordata; Amphibia; Anura; Pelobatidae
Source: the annotation of a GenBank genome assembly
AAUGGACUUUGCAGUGAUCCUAUCCAAGACCAUAAGUUAAUUCUUCCCUUGAUGUCUCAUUGUGUAACUGAUAUUCUCCUUUCUGCAGGCGUGAAGCUUUUCACAGUUGUUUUGUAUCUGAGGGGAUCACAGAGGCACCAUGUCGGGGGCCGGCAGUAAGAGAGCCUCGGGAGAUAACAGCUCCGGCCCUUCAGAGAAAAAACCAAAUCGUGAUGAAAAGACACCAACUACACUUAUUGAGCCCAUCCGUCUGGGCGGCAUUUCCUCCACGGUUAGUAUCCACAGUCCCAUUCCCACUUCCCACUCCAAUGUUCCUUCCUAGAUUUCCUGUCCUAUUUGCAGCUGCUCAGGAUUCCUCCUUUGGAGCCCGUUGUUUGCUGGAAUGUCUGACUCCAAGUCUUUGCAAUAGAAAACUGGGCGGGUGUGUCAGAUGGCGCUGGCAUCCAGCCACACGCAGUUGGCACCAUUGAUGACACAGGAGGAAUGGGGAAGCCUUGCUAGCGCUAUGCUUACCUGCUCACUAUCCUUUACAGGAGGAGAUGGAUAUGAAGGUCUUGCAGUUUAAGAACAAGAAGCUGUCAGAACGUCUUGAGCAGCGCCAGGGGUUUGAGGAUGAACUUCGUGAAAAGAUUGAGAAGUUGGAGAAAAGACAAGCCACGGAUGAUGCCACACUGCUAAUAGUGAACCGUUACUGGAGUAGGGUGAGAUGGAAGUGUUGCUCUGUGUGCUAAAAAUAUCCAUGUUUUUCCAUUUCUUUCUCCAGUGUACUUCCUUUUUAUAUAUCAUCUUGGUGUGUUUUCUGUCUUUCUCUCCUCUAUGUGUUUCCUGUUUCCCAUCCUCUUACAGCUGUGUUUAUGUGGUUCCCCUCCUCUCCUUCCUGAUGCAUUUCCUGUUUCCCCUCCUCUUCCACCUGUGUUUCCUUGUUUCCCCUCCUCUUCCACCUGUGUUUCCUUGUUUCCCCUCCUCUCCCUCCUGAUGUUUCCUGUUUCCCCUCCUCUUCCACCUGUGUUUACUUGUUUCCCCUCCUCUCCUUCUUGAUGUAUUUCCUGUUUCCCAUCCUCUUCCAGCUGUGUUUGUGUUUCCUCUGCUCUCCCUCCUGUUGUGUUUCCUGGUUUCCCCUCCUCUUUUCCCUGAUGUAUUUCCUGUUUCCCCUCCCAUUUGACUUGGUGUGUCUCCAGUGUUUCCUAACUUUCCUUGUUACGGAUAGCUCAUUCUUUCCCCACACUCUCGUUCUUUAACAGCUGGAGGAGAAUGUCCAGCAGCUGUUGAAGCGCUAUGAUACUGAGCCCCCCACUCAGAGCGGCCCUCCGGUUGAACCCCCUGAGCAGAAGGAGAAUCGUCCAGAGACAGAGCAUGGAAUUGAGGAGUUGCAGCCGCUGGCAGAGAGUGAAAGUAAAGGUGAUUAUAUUUGUAUAAGUGAUGAGUAGUUAGAUGAGCUGCAAGCCAAGCUCUUAGUAAACAGGAAGGCUGCUCUGGAUCUAAUGGAGACUAAAAAGAAGCUGUGUGAAUGUGCUACCAAUGUCUGCCCGGAACGACAGCUGCUGAAGUGGGUCCCUAAGCCAUCUGUAAAUGACAGAGGAGAAGCCCAUCUGGCUGGGAUGAAACUGCUGUAUGGCACCAUAGCUCCCUCUGCUAUUCACAGUUAGCCUAGGGAAGCAGGAUUUCCUUUUUUAGUAUAGGCGGUCUGUCUUUUACUGCUAAUUAUUAUCAUUAUUGUUUGCCUAAACUGCAAAGCUGUUGACGUAAUUCCCUGAUGAGUUGGGAAAAUCAAUGGAUCUCCUGUGUCCUGGUAUUAGCUUUUUCACAUCACAUUUGAACAAAGUCACCUUCUUUUUAUGUUGUUAUUGACAGAAGAGAGAAGCCAUGAGAAGUAAGACAAUGGUAGACCUAUAUCUGUAUUCAGAUUUGACUCUGCAGUAUGUUUUUUUUUUUUUUGUCAUUCUUUCUUUUAUCGAGGCAAUCAAGUAUAGGAUACAGAAACGAAUAGAAGUAUGUGGUUAUCAUGCAUCAGAACAACACUGUAUCAACGAAGACAAGGUUGCACAACUCCUUCGUGUGCCUGCCUCUUUCUGGUAGCAAGGAAAAUAAUAAAAGCAAUAUAAGUAAUAAAAACAGUGAGGGGCCAAGUACCUAACUAAGCUUUCAUGGUCGAAUCUGGUACUACCCCGUUGUAGCGGAGAGCUGAUUUUCCACAGCUGAACUCCACCAAUAUAUUAAGAGGAUGCAGGAACAAGUAAUAAAUCCAAGAGAAUAUCCAGCACUAUCAGCAAUACAAUCCAAUAGUAUCCCAUCACCCUUCCCAAUCACUGGACGACACACAGUAUCAGGAGUAGAACUGAAGUUUAAUGGCAACAUUCCUGCUUUUAUGAGAUUCUCCCAUGCAAGGGAGGGAUUCACCACAAUUAGUACAGCAACCAAUCCCAUAGACGUUACCUCCCACACAUCUCCUCCCCUUAGAUUAGCAAUUAACACAAUUAUACAAGACAUACUUUUCCCCACUUUUUAGAUGUACCCCAAAUAUGGGUGAUAUACCCUGAUCUGGGUGAGAAACAUAUCCAAAAAUCACCCAGAUCAGACCAGGGGUUCGGGAGUUAUGGGAAGGUAAAGUUUUGACCGACCGCAUGGGUAAGGUAGCCGAAAAUAGUUCCAUGAGAUCUGGCCCUGCGGUCGGUCUCCAUUCGUGCUCCAAAAGUCCCGAAAGGCUAUACCAUCCAUAGUGAAGUCGGUAACCGGAUUAACGAACGACGGGCUGUUCGUGUGUUUUCAUCUGAAGCCCUGGAGGUCUUAGCGGUGUUCGGCUAGUCAAGUGUCUGUUUUGAGUUCCAGACACUCGACGACCAAACACCGCUGUUCGCGGGUUUAAGAUGACUGCCGCCACGUGUUCGGCUGCCGAAUUGGCGGUCACCCAGGAAAUAUAGCAGCGUGUUCGUAUGUACAAGGGAAUAUGAAAAGCAAUCAGGGAGGUAAAUUACAUCCAUUCUUCACAUUAGGGUGGUCCGGCUGUUCGGUACUUUGUUCAUAUGGUGAAUUUAGUGUUUCACCUGCAAGCUGGUAUUCUUAUACCGAACAAAGUAUGGCCACAUAUAGUUACAUGUAAUUCUGUGUACUGCAGGCACAGGAAAACCUCUGCAGUGCCAACAAUAAACAAAAUGGAUUGGACCGCCAAAAAGGGGUUCUGCUACACCCGUACUCUAGCUUCGCCUAUCAAUCUGGAUACCCGGGGUGAGUACUAGCUACACGCUUACAGACUUGUGAAUUAAUCCUCUAUAUCAGCUGUUGUGAAGGUUAUGAUAGCGGACCACCUGGUAACCUGACCGGAUACCUCCGCUACUUCCCUUUCUUCAGCCGUUCAGGAACCCUUACAACAAGCAGGCAUCCAUUUUCUCCCCAGUAACUGGACGCCACACAGUUCUGGGGUAAAAACACUGACAAUCCUUUAUUGGUACACACGGCUUUUAAGCACAGACCCCAACACGGGGUCUCUAUUCGGUUCAAAAAAUCCUUUGUCCCAGGCAGGAGAAGGGGGGACAGGUUACAGAUUAGGGAUGUGCAUGGGAAAAAUAUCCAGUUCGGUUCGGCUCAGCAUUCUGAAAUUCGGGAUUUCGACGGUUCGGUUCGGGACUUCGGUUAGGGUUAGGUUAGGGUUAGGGGUAGGGUUAUGGUUACCCCAACCUUUAACCCUACCUCUAACCUAAUCCCUAACCCCAACCCUCUCCUGUUUUGCCACUUUUCAGAAAUCCGAAGCACUUCCGAAAUUCGGUUCCGUUCAGCAUUCCAAAAUUUGGAACUUCAAAACGAAACUAACUGCACAUGUCUAUUACAGAUAACCAUCUCCCGCUCUGGGAGAUGCCAACAGGACACCGUUCCAUACAUUAAAACAUAUUGCAAACAGUAAAACACAUUACAUAUAUGGGGGAACACUUAGGAGCUCCGCGCCCCGGGAAGGGAAUGGUGUACACACAUGAAACAUCAUUGGAUAGCUGGAUAGCCCCAGGUCCCAGCUAGGAACCCUGCAAAUAGCGGGGCUAUCAGAUGUACAGAGCCCGAGAAACCAUCGCAUAAAGGGGCUUGAGGCUCUGUACAUCCCCAAUAUCAGUUCCACAGCAUUGAUUGGUUUGGUCCGGUGAAUUCAAAUUUCACGCCCAAACCAAGCAACAACCAAUCAGUUUAAAGGCGCGAAACCCAUGUGCACUAAUUGGCACUCGUGGAGGAGAGGGGUUUCGCCGCCCAAUUGGGAGAAAGGGUGCAAAAUCCUGUUCUGGUACUCCUCUGAUUGGUUGCCUGCGUCCUGCAGCGACCAAUCAGUACUCACUAAUGACAACCCAUCCGGAGAAUGGCGCAUUCCCAGUUGGAAUGGGAACUUCCAGGUGGCUAGUGGGACCUCUGUGGCUGAGAAGCCCACUCACAGCCCCAGGGAUCCCGCUGGGGCUACCUUAGGCAGCCCCGGGGGGAGCGCUCUCUGGGCAGCUACAAGCCUGGCCUCAUAGCUCCUGGGUGGGAGGACCGUGACUAUGGCUCCGUUAGAAUGCUUCCCCUGGUUGGCGUUCAGCAAAACGAACCGGCGGCCUCCCAGGGGAGCAUUCGUUAAUGAUUUCCCUGGUGGUUUCAGAAUGUUCUAAUGAGAGUUCUAAAUGGGAAAUCAGGGUGGUCCCUGUUCGGGAGACGAACGGGUUCCGUUUGUAUUACCUCUCCCGAACACACGAAAUACAUACAGAUUGUGGCAAACCUAGCCACUUGGACUAUAACUGGACACUAUGCCUUUAGGGGUUGUCUAUAGGUCUGGAGAGAUAUGCGUUUUAACCUGUAUGUGUCUGCUUCAUGUAUUCCCUGCAUUACCUGUAAUUAUCUGUUCCGCCGAAUGCAAAUGGCGGUUUGUAUGGGGAUUCCCUUUCGUUUCACGAACGGCACUUUGGAGGGCCGUUCGUGAACCGAACGCAAAGACCCAUAAUAGCCCACACACUUAGAGGCGUGUGGCGCUAGUUAACCGAUUGCAACAAUGUUGCAAUCGGUAAUUAGAGGCUCUCCUGGGUGGCCGUCGUUCGACUACCGACCAUGCGGCGGUCGGCCAUCUUGGAUCCUUUGUUCCCUCAGCGGGGUUAUGUCGUCGAGCGCCUGGUACUAAAAACGGCUACUCGACGGCACGAGCCCCGCUGAGCCUCCAGGGCGUUCGGGAGUUUCGGGACAUUCGGUAUUUUGUUCCCUACAAGCAAUCGGUUCUUUUCAUAUGUUUUAUACGAAUUGUGUUUUUCGUGCGGCGUUCGGUUAUUUUAGCUGGGAUCUGAGCGGUAAUCUCACGAAUGAUGCGCUCAGACCCCAGCUAUCUACCGAACGUCCAUUCGUGUAAAUCCACUGUAUAUUCCCCAAGUUAUGGAUUUUUGUGUGAAUUGUCGGUUCUGCUGCACGAGGGGAUAAUCCACUUAACGGUGCAUUCUGGGAAGAUGAUCCCUCUCGUGCAGCGGUGCCUGAUGGGAGAAAUAUGCUGUAAUGUAAGUCCCCCAUGUAGUCCCCUCUGGGAGUGCCCCUGGGGAGGGACUCAGGAAACCCCUUGCAUGGGGACUUGUAUAAAUUGUCUUGCCGAUUUAAAAGGUUGUCAGUUGACUCUCAGAACUGUGUCUCGUCCGGUUACUGGGAGGUUGGGGAUAUUGCCUUAUGGUUUUUUCAGCGCUUGACUGUGGAUUCGUUUCUGAACCAGCGGAAUUCGUGGAUUUAUAAUUGGCGUUCCGCUACACAGAUACAAGGGGAAAACACAGACUACAAAGGAAAAACACAUGAAUAAGCAGUGGGCAUGGUACUUAGUGACGGCAGUCCGCCACAGUUAUCAUGGUAAGUAUCGCCAAUGUACACAGAUUGAUAAGAUAGUAAUGGGUGUAACGGGGAGGGGGUUAGGGUCGGUGUGAGUAAUUUGGCCACUAGUAGUGACCACCGGUACAAUACUAGGGGGCUUCCAAGAGAUCAAAUCAAGAUGGAUUUCUAAGUGAAAGUAAUAAUAGGGGUUACCUAUACUUGGCUUCAUGCGUAAGUUGACAGACUGUGAUAUGCCGCUCAAUAACCCCUGAGCUCUGGAGGGAAGCACUUAAUGUACGCUCACAGCAGUGUUAAGGUUAAGUAAAUGAACUCUAACUAACUAUGAAUCAUUAGGUAGAAACUGAAACGAAAGAUAAACAAUAACAGGAAGCAUUUGAGCAUGCUGAGUCUCUUGAAACUCGCCACCACAAGUUCUUUCCGGCAUUAGCCGGUGUCAGCGCGGGAUCGCGGAAUAAACAGAAUAAUCUGUGAAAUGUCAGUGGAGCAUGUCCGCCCAUCUCUGGUGUUUGCAGGUUGGAUAACGCCCAAUUUUUGGAGGAAAGCUGCUGUCGGCUGCAGAUGAAAUGUGAUAGUUGCGGCUAUCCGUGGUAGCUAUCUGGGUGUGUGAGGGGCUCCACCUGUAGGCAACUCCUGCCGAUCUCAGGGACUGCGUGACUCGCUGGGGGGAUCUUCUUCAGGUCGAAAUGGAGUGGCAUAAAUCCUCUAGAAAGUAGAACUGCAUCUCCUCAAAGUGGUAGGCCGUCUUGUUCUUCACCGCUUCUUGGACCGCCAUCCUCUCUCGGAGCAUGAGGAAGCGCUCCAGCACAUUUGAGAAGCCCCAGCCAAAGCUCUGGCAGAUUUGGCCAGUCUGAAGCAGCCAUCUAUUUGUAUGCUUUUAGUCGAGCGUUGAGGUAGUAUUGAAGCUAAUAAGCAUCAUAGGAAAUGUGGCAGUUCUUGAUUGACGACUCUUUCCACGGUACCUCUAACUUUGAGGUUUGUGCGUCAUCCAGUAUCUUCCAGAGAAUCUAUUUGCACUUAGAUGGCUUUAUGUGCAGCCUGAAGUUGACAGAUCUGCUCCGCGUUACUCUCCUGGUGUUGGGCAAUGGAGGAGACUGUCUCUUCGGUUACCCUUACUCUGGCAGUGACCACAGACAUGUCCUCCCAGAUGACAUUCAGAUCGGCAUUAAAGAAAGCAGGGAUAUUGUUUAUUAUGGUCUUAAUAUACCCCUUAGUAGCUGGGGCUGACAGAUACUCCGUCCGUGGUGAAGAGUCCGAACCCACCGUUCUUGGUAUGUCAUCCGAGUAGAGUAGAAUUUGUGUUUACUGUGUAAUAGAAUGAUCAAUUAUAUAUAAAGUUAAAUUGGUGUAUACCAAUGUAAAGCGCUGCGGAAUUUGACAGCGCUCUAUAAAUAUCAUACUAAUAAUAAUAGAAUGACCAAUUUAUAUAUAAAAUCGAAUUCGUGUACACCGUGUAAUAGAAUGACCAAUUGUGUAUAUAAAGUCGAAUUCGAGUACACUGUGUAAUAGAAUGACCAAUUAUUGUAGCGGACCAUGCUACCAUACUCUUAUACCGUCUCCGGGCUGUCCUUCCUUUCCCCCCCCCCCCUUCCCGUUGUCCCCUAUGUUUGGAAUUUACCGUACAUGUGCGAGACAUUCUCCCCUUUUGUUUGAAACCUAAGCUUUUCCCCCUGUUUCGCCUGGCCGUUUGUCUAAUUCCAUUCCCCUAAGUGGUUCCCGCGGUAGAACACCCAGAUAUGGAGUGUGCCUCUCAUGGACACCGUUCACACCUCCAUAAACCGCAACUACACGAACGGCUGGGUGGUCAUCAUUCGUAUAGGCAAACACCUGGCAGCGGCCAUCUUGGGACACGAACAAAGACAGCGGUGUUUGGUCGUCGGGUGCAUGGAACUAAAAUUGGACACUCGACUGCACGAACUGGGACUUCCACCUUCAGUUAAUUUGUGAGAAAGCAUACGAACGGAGCGCCAAUCAGGGGGAACAAUCUCCAGAACCAGAUAUUCAUACAAAUGGGCAUACAAAUUGCCAUGUUAUUUUAUAUGCUUUUUGUACUCGUCGGUCUAAACUAUACCCUGGUGGCGUUUCGGCUGUGUUCGUGGGAUCUGAGCGCUUUUCGGAUGUUUUGUGCGCUUUGACCCAAGCUAUCCAGGAUAUAGUACUUAAGGGGGUACCUUGUGGGGAAAUGCAUAUUUUGGGGUGUUUAAUAUUUUACAUGUCCUGGACCUGAAAGCUAAUGUAAUUAUCUUCUGUAUUUUACCCUGUCCACUCUCAGGUCCAGUGGGGAAUGCCCCUGGAAUAUGUAUAUGGACACCCCUUGCAGGAGAAUUCGCAUAAACGGCCAGCUGUGGCUUCAUUAAAAUGUGUUAUACCCCCAGAGCUGAGUGUCGUCCAGUUGCUGGGGAGGUGUUGGGAGAAUCUUGAACUACUUUUGCUUUAUUUGGCUGUUCCCUUGGAGUAACCUACUUGUCCCUGAGUAUAUUUUGGAGUUACCAGGGGAGGAGAGUCCCUACUAGGACUAGCACUCUGCUACAAUUAUAUAUAAAGUAGAAUUCGUGUACACUGUGUAAUAAAAUUACCAUACAUAGCAAGGGACUUAACAUCAGAUUUUUCUGUCUUGCGUAAAAAUGACCACUAAUCACAAACCAUGUCCUCUCCUUUUCAUAGAUGUGUCUGCCUCGCCCUGUGCUCCUACAGUCCAUGCUUCACCUGAGGGCCUUCCUGAAUCCUCGCUGAAUUUUCUGGCUACACUUGCUUUCAGCACCACUGAGGAAAUAGAGUUGCACCUGCAGGAGCGCAUGGAAUUCAGCAAGAGAGCUGUGUCCUGUGUACUAGAAACGUCCAACCGGCUUCACCGCCGCAUGGAAGAACUGUGCGAGCAUAUCCAUAGUGGAGGUAAGGGGGCAGGGAAUCUAAUAUUGACAGGUGUGAACAUCAUUGUGUGUAAUAGGGAGAUUCUGGACUAAUCAGAACAUUUUGUGUUUUGCAAACUGGUGGCACCAUGAUAAGGAGAAGGCUUCCUGCAGUCUCCACCAUUAUAAAUCUAUUAUUAACCUCCUCUACUCUGUGCAUUAGAGUUUGAGCUGCUGGAUGAAGCCCUCCGAACACUGAACAAGGAGCUGAUAAGCGAAAACCACAGAUUGCAGGAUUUAGCUACUGUCCUACAGGAGAAGCUCCAUCGCAUCUCCCUACAGGUGACACAGGAUGGGGAUUGAUGUAUGAGUAGAUGAUGUUUUAUACUAUGAAGGGUGUCUGUAAUUGUUUUUGAUUAGAGGAGAGGCAUUUCAGAUCAGUUUUAAGUUUGUGGUGUGGUGGACUAACUUAAGCUGAAGAUUAUUGGUGGGAAAGUAGAGAAAAGAAGUAGUUUGAGCAUUGAUGAUGAGCAAAUGAAUGAAAUGUUGGCCAGCGGCAGGUUGAGAGUUGGUGCUGAGGAAGUGGAAGCCAGACGCAGGUUGAAGGUUGGUGCUGAGAUGUGGAGGCUAGAGGUAGGUUGAAGGUUGGUGCUGAGGAUGUAAGGGCCAGAGGUAGGUUGAAGAUGUGGAGGCCUGAAGUAGGUUGAAGGUUGGUGCUCAGGAUGUGGAGGCCAGAGGUAGGUUGAGGGUUGGUGCUGAGGAAGUGAGACGAAGGUUGAGGGCUGGUGCUGAGGAAGUGAGUGGCAGGUUGAGGGUUGGUGCUGAGAAAGUGAGUGGCAGGUUGAGGGUUGGUGCUGAGAAAGUGAGUGGCAGGUUGAGGGUUGGUGCUGAGGAAGGGAGUGGCAGGUUGAGGGUUGGUGCUGAGGAAGGGAGUGGCAGGUUGAGGGUUGGUGCUGAGGAAGGGAGUGGCAGGUUGAGGGUUGGUGCUGAGGAAGGGAGUGGCAGGUUGAGGGUUGGUGCUGAGGAAGGGAGUGGCAGGUUGAGGGUUGGUGCUGAGGAAGGGAGUGGCAGGUUGAGGGUUGGUGCUGAGGAAAGGAGUGGCAGGUUGAGGGUUGGUGCUGAGGAAGUGGAAGUGAGAGGUAGAUUGAGGGUUGGUGCUGAGAAAGUGGAGGCCAGAUGGAGGUUGAGGGUUGGUGAUGAAGGAAUUCUGGAGCAGAGGCAGGUUGAGGGUUGGUGAUGAAGGCAUUCUGGAGCAGAGGCAGGUUGAGGGUUGGUGAUGAAGGCAUUCUGGAGCAGAGGCAGGUUGAGGGUUGGUUAUGAAGGAAUUCUGGAGCAGAGGCCGGUUGAGGGUUGGUGGUGAAGGAAUUCUGGAGCAGAGGCAGAUUGAGGGUUGGUGGUGAAGGAAUUCUGGAGCAGAGGCAGGUUGAGGGUUGGUGAUGAAGGAAUUCUGGAGCAGAGGCAGGUUGAGGGUUGGUGAUGAAGGAAUUCUGGAGCAGAGGCAGGUUGAGGGUUGGUGAUGAAGGAAUUCUGGAGCAGAGGCAGGUUGAGGGUUGGUGAUGAAGGAAUUCUGGAGCAGAGGCAGGUUGAGGGUUGGUGAUGAAGGAAUUCUGGAGCAGAGGCAGAUUGAGGGUUGGUGAUGAAGGAAUUCUGGAGCAGAGGCAGGUUGAGGGUUGGUGAUGAAGGAAUUCUGGAGCAGAGGCCACCUGCUGUUUUAAUAAUCCUUUAUGUUUGCUUGUUUUUAACCAAUCUCAGCACCAUGAGUUGCAGGAUCGAGUAAUUUCCUCUGAGACCAAAGUUUCUGAAAUGGAGAGAAGCAUUGAAGAUCUUCAGUGGGAUAUUGAGAAACUGCGUAAACAUGAGCAGAAACUCAACCGUCACUUGGCAGAAGCUCUGGAGCAGGUAUGUGUCAGAGAGGAGAGAAGCAUUCAUGUAAAGGGGAGCUGUCACUUCUCUGGAGUUUGGUAUAACGUGUAAUAUUUUUUUCUUGAGGUAUCCAGUUUUCUUUUACAAUUAUCUUAAAGAUUUAGCAAAUUGUAUUAUAAUCCAGUUAGGCACAGCCAGGGCACACAAUGCAAAUGAAGAGAAAAAAACAGAAACAUUGUUUUGUUACUACUUCUCUCUGUCUGCACCUGGCAGUCUCCAUAGUGCGCAGAGGGCAGAUCUUGUGACACUGAUUGACAGAAGCGACACUGGAGGCGGCCAGCUGCAGGAUUUCAUAUUUGCUAAAUACGGGAAAUAAUAAAAUUACAAUUCCUGGGAAGAGAUAGUUGCUUUUGAAAAUCUGUCUGGCAGAUCUCAAGGUGAUGGCUCUUUAAACAUAACCAGUACUGUAUGCCUUGUGUUUAGCUCCACGUUUACUUCAAUCAUCGUCUCCCGGCUUUAACAGAUUAGGAGUUUCUGUGUGGGGAGGAGUAUACAGCUUAAUGUACGGUAUACAGCUUAAUGUACGGUAUACAGCUUAAUGUACGGUAUACAGCUUAAUGUACGGUAUACAGCUUAAUGUAUAAUAUACCGCCUAAUGUAUAAUAUACCGCCUAAUGUAUAAUAUACAGCUUAAUGUAUAAUAUACAGCUUAAUGUACGAUAUACAGCGUAAUUUACGGUAUACAGCUUAAUGUACAUUAUAAAGCUUAAAGGACCACUAUAGGCAUCCAGACCACUUCAGCUCAAUGAAGUGGUCUAGGUGCCAGGUCCCUCUAGUUUUAACCCUGCAGCUGAAAACAUAGCAGUUUCGGAGCACCUGCUAUGUUUCACUGAGGGUUAAUCCAGCCUCUAGUAGCUGUCUCAUUAACAGCCACUAGAGGCGCUUCCGCAAUUCUCACUGUGAAAAUCGUUGACAAGACGCUGGACGUCCAUAGGAAAGCAUUGAGUAAUGUUUUCCUAUGGGCAGUUUAAAUGUGCGCACAGCUCUUGCUGCACAUUCAGCGCUGACGUCGGAGAAAGUUAAGUGGCUCAAGGGGUUAAAACGCCUUCAGCCCAGCGGAGGGGGUGGGGGAGGAACCUAAGGACUAUGGUAUACACCUUAAUGUACGCUAUACAGCUUAAUGUACGCUAUACAGCUUAAUGUACAACAUACAGCUUAAUGUAUAGUAUACAGCUUAAUGUACGACAUACAGCUUAAUGUGCGGUAUACAACUUAAUGUAUAAUAUACAGCUAAAUAUACAGUAUACAGCUUAGUGUAUUAUAUACAGAUUAAUGUACAAUAUAUAGCUUAAUGUACAGUAUACAGAUUAAAGGGUCACUAUAGUCACCUGAACAACUUUAGCUUAAUGAAUCAGUUUUGGUGUAUAGAACAUGCCCCUGCAGCCUCACUGCUCAAUCCUCUGCCAUUUAGGAGUUAAAUCCCUUUGUUUAUGAACCCUAGUCACACCUCCCUGCAUGUGACUUGCACAGCCUUCCAUAAACACUUCCUGUAAAGAGAGCCCUAUUUAGGCUUUCUUUAUUGCAAGUUCUGUUUAAUUAAGAUUUUCUUAUCCCCUGCUAUGUUAAUAGCUUGCUAGACCCUGCAAGAGCCUCCUGUAUGUGAUUAAAGUUCAAUUUAGAGAAUGAGAUACAAUUAUUUAAGGUAAAUUACAUCUGUUUGAAAGUGAAACCAUUUUUAUUUCAUGCAGGCUCUGUCAAUCAUAGCCAGGGGAGGUGUGGCUAGGGCUGCAUGAACAGAAACAAAGUGAUUUAACUCCUAAAUGACAGUGAAUUGAGCAGUGAAAUUGCAGGGGAAUGAUCUUGUGACAGAACCAUCUGUGUGCUUGUAUUUUAAUAGCCUUCGUCUGUUUGUCUCCCGUUCGUAUGAAUGGCUGGUUUCCAUAGCCCAGCCAUUUGAAUGACUCUUUUUUCCCGAACAAAACUGCCGAACGAACGGCCACCCAGGAGAGAAGUGUGCUGCUGGUUAACCUAUUGAUCCCAAUUAGAACGUUGUGGUUAACCGCAGACACUUCUCAAUUAAACCGAAUUCAGGGUGGUCGUCGUUCGUAUGUCGACCACGAGGCAGCGGCCAUUUUAAAUCAAGCGAACUCCCAGCGGUGUUUGGCUCUAUUUCUGUGGAACUAAAAACGGACACUUUUUCUGCCAAACACAGCUGAAACAACGGAACGCCUGGCUGCCUCCACGAAACCAUACGAACACCGGCCGUUCGGGAGUUUUUGAGCAUACGAAAAGACUUAACCCAGAUAGCCUUCCCAUGGAGUCAUUCGUAUACCGAAAGACUGUAAGAACUUUGACUCCAUGGCGAUUGAACUAUGUGUGUGGGAUCUGAGCGCUAUUCGCUAAUAAUAUGCACUCAGAUCCAGGCUAUCUGGGGAUAUGUAAUACGAAUGGGAAAUGUUCGGUUUUUGUGAAGUUAUAUAUUUUUAUGUCUUUUGUGAUUUUAUAUUUAAAAUGGCGACUGGCUUUGUUCUGGAGUUAAUUGAGUUACUUGGUAAUUAUCUCCAGGACAGAGGGGAGGGAAUCAUAAUGCACUGUGGGUAAAAUCUGUAACUGUAUGUUUGGAAUGUCCCCAUGUCUAUCUGUAAUUCCAGUCUCCCAUUUGGUCCCCUAGGGGAGUGUCCACCAAGUGGGAGACCUGCAUAAAUACGGGCAGGUAGCCCACAGUAAAACCAGAUCCUGUUUGACCCUCAAUGCGGAGCUUCUGUCUCGUUAUUGGGGGGAUGUCUUCUUCAAGUUUAGAGACUGCUGGAUGGAACGGAAGCCGCUUGGUGAAUAUUGCUGUUCGACGGUUACCAGCAGUUCAUGUAUUGCCGUUCGGGAGUUUGGAGCCGUUCACGGAUCUCGUUCGGGAGAUUGCCGCUUCCCCUGCAUUUGGUUCGUAAAUUACAGAUUAAGCGAACGGAGACUGUACUGCAGCCGGGGAAGGUCUACUAAACGGCGGUUUUGCCUAAAGACACUGGAGGUGUCUUAACAGAUCUGUACACUAAAACUGCUUUAUUUAGCUAAAGUAAUUUACGUGACUAUAGUGUUCCUUUAAUGUGUAGUAUACAUCUUAAUGUACGACAUACAGCAUAAUGUAUAGUAUACAACUUAAAGGUGCACUAUAGGGUCAGGAACAGAAACAUGUAUUCCUGACCCUAUAAUGUUAAAACCACCAGCUAGCCCCCCUGGGCCCCUCAUGCCUCCAUAAAUAUAGUAAAAUCAAGCCUGAAGCUGUAACUCUGCAUGCUGUUAGACUCAGAAAAACAAGCAGUGUGCUGACAUCAUCAGAAGUGGUAGCCUGAUCCAAUCACAAUGCUUCCCCAUAGGAUUGGAUGAGACUGACAAAGAGGCAUAUCAGGGGCAGAGCCAGCACAAUUCAAACACAGCCCUGGCCAAUCAGCAUCUCCUCAUAGAGACACAUUGAAUCAAUGAAUCUCUAUGAGGAAAGUUCAGUGUCUGCAUGCAGAGGGAGGAGAUACUGAAUGUUUGGAUGCAUUUUAGGCAGCCAUGACCCAGGAAGGAUCUCUAACAGCCAUCUGAGGAGUGGCCAGUGAAGUUCUCACUAGGCUGUAAUGUAAACACUGCAUUUUCUCUGAAAAGACAGUGUUUACAGAAAAAAGCCUGAAGUUAAUGAUUCUACUCACCAGAACAAAUUCAAUAAGCUGUGGUUGUUCUGGUGACUACAGUGUCCCUUUAAUGUGCAGUAUACAGCUUAAUGUAUAAUAUACAGAUUAAUGUGCAGUAUACAGCCUAUUGUACGGUAUACAACUUAAUGUAUAAUAUACAGCUUACUAUAUUAUAUACAGAUUAAUGUACAAUAUAUAGCUUAAUGUACGGUAUACAGCUUAAAGGACCACUAUAGUGCCAGGAAAACAAACUCGUUUUCCUGGCACUAUAGGGCCUUUGGAUCCCCCCCACCCUCAGGGUCCCCCUCCCGCCGGGCUCAAGAGGGGUUAAGGGGUUAAACUGUUACCUUUCUCCAGCACCGGGCUCCCUCAGCGCUGGGGACUCUCCUCCCUCUUCCGAUGUCAUCUUCCAAAUGCACGCAUUCAGUCAGUCCAUAGGAAAGCAUUUCUCAAUGCUUUCCUAUGGACGGCAACAUCUUCUCACUCUGAAAUUCUCAGUGAGCAUUGUCUCUAGCGGCUGUCAAUGAGACAGCCACUAGAGGCUGGAUUAACCCUAGUGUAAACAUAGCAGUUUCUCUGAAACUGUUAUGUUUACAGCUGCAGGGUUAACCCUAGAUGGACCUGGCACUCACACCACUUCAUUGAGCUGAAGUGGUCUGGGUGCCUAUAGUGGUCCUUUAAUGUACGGUAUACAGCUUAAUGUACAAUAUACGGCUUAUUGCACACUGACCGCAGUCCACUGUUUCUUGGGUAUGUUGUUAGACCCUAAUCUAUGUUUUGGCCUCCACAUAGAAAAGCUUGCAUCUCAACUUUAUCCAAAACAAGGUGCCCUGUACAGAAACAAAUCCUGCCUAAGCCCUACAGUAAAGGAAAAGAUUGUACAGCAAAUGCUGACGAAUCAUUGAUUAUGAGGAUGUAGUAUAUGCACCUGCACCACAAUCCCACAUUAAUAAACUCAACACAUUGUAUAACUUGUUCUGCCGAUUUGUGCUACAAUGUAAUUACAGGACUCACCAUUGUGACAUGCUAAAAGAACUAAACUGGCUGUGGCUGGAAUCCAGACGCACCCUUUAUCUUUCCAGCCUUGUGUUUAAGAGCUUUUCUGGGAAGAUCCUGCCCUACCUGAGCAGAAUGCUCUCCCUGGCUGUUUCCACCUCCUAUAACCUCCGAUCCAGCACCAACACUUUAUUUAGUCUACCUCAAUACAAAAAGAAAGCAGCCAGCUCCUCCUUCUCCUACAGUGCGCCGCAAUUGUGGAACUACCUCCCGCACACUUUAGUAUCUGCCCCAAGCCUAAAGUCCUUUAAGAAAUCCCUCUCUACAUACCUCAAAACAGAACGCACCUGUCAUGGUUGAUUAUAUAUUUUCUACCUGUUCUAUGUUAAAUAUAUUGUGUAUAAUAUUGUUUUUUGUAUUUUAUUGUACCAUAAUGUAACAAUGCAAUGUUUUAUGGACCCAGGACAUACUUGAAAACGAGAGAAAUCUCAAUGUAUCUUUCCUGGUAAAAUAUUUUAUAAAUAAAUAAAAUAAAUUGUGCCGUAUACGGCUUAAUGUACGGUAUACAGCUUAAUGCAUGGUAUACAACUUAAUGUAUAAUAUAUAGCUAAAUGUUCAGUAUACAGCUAAAUACAGAUUAAUGGACAGAAUGUAGCUUGAUCUACAGUAUACAGCUUAAAGUAUUGAAUACAGAUUAAUGUGCAGUAUACAACUUAAAUGGAUACUGCAGUGCCAGGAAAACAAAGCUGUGUUCCUGGCACAACUGAUCCCUCACGCCUCCCCUCCCGGGUAAAUAAAGGGUUAGAAACCCUUUAUUUACUUACCUGAUCCCAGCGCCGAUGUCCCUCGGUGCUGGGUCGAAGCUCCGCCCCCUCCUCUGUCCCUCGACGAGCGGGGUCUAAUGCACAUGCGCGGUGUGGCGAAAGUAACCUUGCCACUGGUUCUUGGAGGGGCCUGUUUGCAAGCCUCCUACCCUGUGUUAAAACCCUGGUGAAAACCACUGUUUGUGCUUUUUUGGAAUUAGACAGUAACACUUUGAACUCCCGAAGUGGUUCGAAUCGGCACUUCGAAUUCCUGAACUCUCAAAGCGGCAUUCGAACCUGUGGCAGCGGCCAUUUUUAGCCGCAAGCAAAAUUAGUGGUGUUUGGUCGUUGAGUGCAUGGAACUCAAAUCGGACACUCAGUGUACAAACCUUUAUCUGGAAAUCUAUUCAUAAACAGGCCUAUACAUAGGACACGAGGUCACACAUUUAGGCUGGAAGAAAGGAGAUUUCAUCUAAGGCAAAGAAAAUGUUUUUUUACAGUAAGAACAAUAAGGAUAUGGAAUUCUCUGCCUGAAAAGGUGGUUUUGUCAGAGUCCAUACAGAUGUUUAAACUGAAAUUGGAUAAAUACUUACAAAAACAUAACAUACAGGGAUAUAAUUUCUAAUUAGUGGGCUAAUAGCUGCUUGAUCCAAGGAGACAUCUGACUGCUAUUUUGGGGUCAAGAAGGAAUUUUUUCCUAGUUUGUGGCAAAAUUGGAAGCGCUUCAGACCAGAUUUUUUGCCUUCUUUUGGAUCAACAGCAACAACAUUUGUGAGGAAGGCUGAACUUGAUGGACGCAAGUCUCUUUUCAGCUAUGUAACAGUGGGAACACCGCUAAAUCCCUUCCAUGGAUGUUCGGCUAUUCAAACGGGAGUCUAACGGUGUUCAGUGGGAAUAAGCUCCGAAACCAGAGACAUAGACUAAGUGCCAUACGAACUCUCUACGUUCCAUAUUUUGAACGUUACUUCAAAUCAGUGAAGUAGACCGGCCGCACAGCCUGAUUCUCCGGAACUGUUUUGGGCAUGGGACCGUGCGGUCGGUCAAAAUGUGACUUCCAGGAAAUUCCUGAACCCCUGAACUGAUCUGGGUGAUUUUUGGAUAUAUUGGUCACCAAGAUCAGGGCUAUCAGGGGAUGUAACAUUUGUGGGGAUACUAUGUGUUUUUAGGUACUUUUGGGACUUUACAGAAAUGUGUGUUUUUUUUUUUUCCUGUCUGGAGAUAAAUGAGUUAAUAUAGUAUCUGGCUCAAUUAUCUCCCAGGCAGAGGGGAGGGAUUGGGAGUGUCGUGCAAUUGAACUCUAUUAUCAUUGGUCUGUGACGGUGUAAAUCAGUCCAUCGUAAAUCAGUCCAACGGUGUAAAUCAGUCCAUGUGGGAUUGUCAUAUAAGGCCAAGUGUGGCACCAUUAAAACCUUAUUCCAGCUUUCACUCCAAAACUGCGUGUCGUCCUGUUAUUGGAGGGAAAGAAAAUUUACUCCUGUGUCUGCUGUUCCAGCUUGCAGGGAAUUCAACGGGGAAAGUCCUUCUAAGGACUGAAGCUCCCAGGACUGAGUGUCGUCCAGUGCCUGGGGGUGUCUAGAGCGAAUUCCCCAUGGUCCCUGGGGCCCCAGUCAAGCCACGGCGAGUGUGGGCAGAAGUGCUGCAGUUUGUCCCCUGUUACAGCUAGGAAGCGGUCCUUGGCAGAGGUACCCAGCGAGGGGUACAGGGAGCUCUGUUACACACGGCAAUGGCCACACUAGCAUUAGAUCUCCCCUUAGGAAAGCAUUAUUCAAUGCAUUCCUAUAAGGAUUCCGGUGACGCUGGAGGUCCUCAUUCAGAGCUUGAGGACGUCCAGCGUAAUUUAAAACACUUUUCGUGUUCUAAGAUGCCGAAAGCAUCAUCUAGCACAGGGGUCAGCAACCUCCGGCAUGUGUGCCAAGUAUGGCAUUGCAGGUGCCUUUGCACAGCACUCAAGGCUGCUAGAGCCAAACAGGCUCUGGCCUAUCAGGAGUCCCAGUGAAACUUCAACUAUCUGCUAGUGCAAAAAGUUGGUGAGGGACAAUUCUCAAUUUACACAUUGCAGCACUUAGAUACCCAGCUCUUGUGAACGGGAAUCCACAAUGAAGUAGAGGAGCCCACAGCAGCUAUCACAGUUCCUGCCCUUGACCUGUACCUAGCCAGCCUGGCCCCCAAUGAAGCCACCCUCACUUCUAGAUAUACACAGAGCUGCAGAAUAAGCUUGCACCUUAUACAAAUAAUGCAAACAUCCCACGCACAAACCCACACACACAGACCGCACAAAACCACUGACAAUAAUACACACACACACAACCAAAAAAGCAGCCUCAUACACAAACCAUCCAAACACACUAUGUGACAUAUCAUCCACACACAAUGCCACAAGCAGCCCCCAAACACAUAGGUAACACACCUCAAUUUAAAAAUAAACUAAAAAAAACAAGUCUGGCACACCAGGGGGACUACAAGAUCUUGUUUUGGCACAGUACUACUAAAAGGUUGCCUACUCCUGAUCUAGCGGCUGUCUGUUUUGACUAACAGGGCUAAGGGGAGAGAGGCAAGGCACCUAGACCACUCCAAUGAGCUGAAGUGGUCUGGGUGCCUGGUGUGUCCCUUUAAUGUAUACAGCUUAAUGUAUAAUUCUAACUCUCUCCUUGACCCUCUUCAAUCUGACUUCCGCCCUCUCUACUCUACUGAGACUGCUCUUAUCAAAGUUACUAACUGUUACAAGAAUCCUACAAACUGUGGCAGAAGUACUUCUUUUUGUUUCCCAAUACCCUGUUCGGUAUUCAGACCGUGCGAAUACAUUCCCCGACCAGUUAUAACUAUUUAUUCGGGUAUAAGAACGACGGACCACCCAGCCCUUGGCGUGUGCCGCCACUUAACCCCGGUCACCUUUGAAAGUACCGAACAGCCGACCACCCCCACAAGGGGAGCGUGCCGCUAAUUGAUCGCCGGGAAGCUGCGGUCUGCAGUUAACCACAAGCAUAAUUGACUAUCUCUGGGUGGCCUCAUUCAUGUAAUAAUUCACCGAACUGAAUUCACGAAAGACUCCCAAACGAGGCCCACCCGCAUCCUGGCGUGUGUUCCCAACUAGAACAUUGAAGCUGCGGUUAACCGCAAGUUAAGUUCCCCCUUUCAUGGCGGUCUCCGUUCGGUAAGACAACCAGCCUGUGAGCGGUAUUCGCGUAAUUGUUCAGCCGUUACUCGUUCCAGGGAUUUUAGGUCCAUGUCCCGCUGGCCAUCUAUCAACCUAAAAACAUGGCCGCCAUCUAGUGUUUGGGACAAAAGACACGAAUGGACUUUAUAUCAAGGAACCUAGCCAUAUCAUUCGUGAGUUCUGAGCGCUAUUUAUCCAUCUGCUGCGCUCAGAACUGGGCUACAUAAUGAACAGUAGAAUGGGAAAUAUGUCUAUUAAAGUUAUGUAAUUUUAUACAGUUUUAUGUGUUGUACUAAAACGUGGGAUUUUGGGCGCUUGGAGAUAAUUACAUUGUCCCAACCGUUGGACUCAUUAUCUCCAAGCUGGGCGGUAACAAUUUCAAAGGAUACAUUGUAUUACUAUUGUAUUACUAUUGGUCAACUGCUCGUAUUGUCACUGUAUCCCAGAGGGGGUUGUCCCUGGACCUGGCGUUUUACAUAAAUAGUGAUGCCUGUGUGCCAUUAAAGCCAGUUAGUUUUACCCUCAACUCGCAGCCUCGACUUGUGUUGUAGGGAACUGGGAAUCCUAGCUUUACUAUUGCUAGUGGGAUAUUCUACAUUUACAGGUUUCUACCGUUUGAAGCCGUGUUCGACUCUCCAAGUUCGGGAACCAGGACAUCCAAGCGAUUCAGCCUCCUGCUAGACCGGAGUCAAUCGUAACACUAACGACCUAAUCACAGCUAAAUACAAAGGCAGCUACUCCAUACUAAUUCUUCUUGACCUCUCUGCUGCCUUUGACACCGUUGAUGGUGCUCUCCUUCUUCAAACUCUUCAAUCCCUGGGUCUCUGUGUCUCUGUCCUCUCGUGGUUCUCCUCCUAUGUCUCCCAAAACUCAUUAAGUGUCUCCUUUUCUAAUGACACCUCCUACCCUCUUCCUGUCUCGGUUGAAGUCCCCCAAGGCUCUGUACUCUUGGCAAACUUAUUACCUCUUUUGGAUUCCACUACCACCUGUACACUGAUGACACUCAGAUAUGUCUCUCCUUCACGGACAUCUCUCCUGACAUCCUGCAACGCGUCACUGCUUGCCUUUCUUCCAUCGCUGACUGGAUGUCCUCCUGCUUUCUGAAACUCAAUCUCUCUAAAACUGAGCUCCUUGUCUUUCCUCCUCUUUCGCUCUCCCUUCAAGUUCAUCCUUGCAAGCGCGCUGUCUUGGCGUCAUAUGUGAUCCUGGCCUCACCUUUGAUCCUCACAACCAGUAUGUUGCCAAAUCCUGUAGAUUCUAUUUUAAAAACAUAGCCCGAUUCCGCCCCUUUCUUAAGCAAGAUGCUACCAAGGACCUUGUCCAUGCUCUAGUAAUUUCUCACAUGCAUUAUUGUAACCCUAUCCUAAUUGGUCUUCCCAAAAGCCGUAUUGCCCCGCUACAGCCUGUAAUGAAUGCUGCCGCCAGACUGAUUUUCCUGUUUAGUCGGUCCUCUCACACCCAAACCCUCUGUCAGUCCUUACAUUGGCUUCCUGUAUCCUAUAGGAGUCAAUUCAAAGUGUUAACCCAUACAUAUAAAGCACUGAAUAAUCUUAGCCCCUCUUAUCUCAUCACAGAUCCAUAGAUAUGCCCCUUCUCAGUCUCUCCGCUCUGCCUGUGACCUUCUUCUGUCCACUGCUCGUACCCGUACAGCCAACUCACGCUUGCAGGACUUCUUGCGGGUGGCUCCCUUCCUAUGGAAUAGCCUGCCUACCGCCAUCAGACUCUCCCCUAGUCUUAAAUCGUUUAAGAAGUGCCUUAAAACCCAUCUAGGAAAGCUUAUGGCCUCCCAGACUAACCUCUACCUCACAUACCUGUCUCUUGCUCUUUCCUAAAGGGCAGCACUCAACUCUCUCCUCCAGCUCUGCCUCACUCCCACCUUAUUUGAUUGCUAUUUCCUGUCCUAAUGUGUUUUACACCCCACCUCCUAUAGACUGUAAGCUUGUUUGAGCAGGGUUCUAUUAAACCUAUCGUUUCUGUAAGUUGUCUUGUAAUUGUCCUAUUUAUAGUUAAAUCCCCCCUCUCAUAAUAUUGUAAAGCGUUAUGGAAUCUGUUGGCGCAUUAUAAAUGGCAAUAAUAAUGUAUAAUAUACAGCUUAAUGUAUGGUAUGCAGCUUAAUAUACGUAUACAUACAUACACACACACACACACACACACUCUUUCUCUAACACUCACACAUUUAUAUAUUUAAUUCUAAUCCACCCAGCCUCCCUACCUUUGGGAGAACUGAGUGGACUUUCUGUGGGGUUUAGUGGGGCUGAUAUUCCUGCGCGUGAGGGAGCCGUCUUCAUGCAGGUCCUCUCUGCUCCCUCGCACUGUCUGCAGUUGAGCCGGAAUUACGUCAUAUUCCUGUUCCCGGCAUUAUUACACAGCGCGAGGGAGCAGAGAGGAGCUGCAGGAAGACUGCUCCUUUGCACACUGCCCCAGCCUGCCACCUCCAUACCUCCCGCAGGCGGCCGGCUACAAAGCUCCCUGAGUUGGCCGCCUCCAUACCUCCCAGGGCUGACGCCUCAAUGCUCCCAUGGGCUGCCGGCUACACAGCUUCAUUGUUUGCCCAGCCGGCCACUUUAGGUAAAAGGCUGACAAAUCCCAGACGCCAGGGCAAAAUUUCUAGUCGCCAUGGCGACCUGGCACCUGGGGUUUGUUGAGGCCUUGCUUAAUGUAUGGUAUACAGCUUAAUUUACAGUAUACUGCUUAAUGUACAGUACACAAUAUAAUGUACAAUAUAGCUUAAUUUAAUUUACAGUAUACUGCUUAAUGUAUAGUAUACAGCUUAAUGUACAAUAUAUAGCUUAUAGGGACUCUUCAGUGCCAGGAAAACAAAUCCGUUUUCCUGGCACUGCAGAGUGCUGCAGUGCUCCUCUCUCUCCUACCCCCCAUCCCAUGUUGCUGAAGGGGUUAAAUCACCUUCAGUGACUUGCGUGAAUCUAGCGCUGAUGUCCCUCAGCGCUGGGUCAGACUCCGCCCACGCUCCUCCCCCGCCGAUGUCAGCCGGCGGGGCAGACCUAAUGCACAUGCGCAGCCAUGCCCAUUAUUGAAUAAUGCUUUCCUGUGGGGGUUUCGGCGACGCUGGAGGUCCUUGUGCAUAGCGUGAGGACGUCCAGCAUCGUUUAAAACGCUUCUUGUGUUCUAAGAACACGAAAGUCCCUCUAGUGCCUGUCUGAUAGACAGCCACUAGAGGAGGACUUAACUCUGCAUGGUAAUUAUUGCAGUUCGUAAAAACUGCAAUAAUUACACUUGCAGGGUUAAGGGUGAUGGGAGUUGGCACCCAGACCACUCCAACUGGCAGAAGUUGUCUGGGUGCCUAGAGUGACCCUUUAUUGUACAGUAUACAGCUUCAUUUAUAGUAUACAGCUUAAAGGAACACCGUAGGGUCAGAAACACAAACCUGUAUUCCUGACCCUAAAGUGUCAAAGCCACCAUUUAGCCACCCCUGGCCACCUUGCCUCCCUAAAUAUAGUAAAAUCUUACUUGUAUUCAAGUCUGCAGCUGCUGCCUCUGCCCCGAUCUGCCUGCUUACAGCUGACACCAUCAGCAGUGAGUCCGUCAGCCAAUCACAAUACUUUCCCAUAGGAUUGGCUGAGCUUGUCAAGGAGGAAGAUCGGGGGCAGAGCCAGCACAAGUCAAACACAGCGGCCAAUCAGCAUCUCCUCAUAGAGAUGCAUUGAGUCAAUGAGGAAAGUUCAGUGUCUCCAUGCAGAGGGUGGGCACUCCAAUGACACUGAAUGUCAGUCACACUGUGUAGCACUGCCCCAGGAAGCAUCUCUAGCAGCCAUCUAAGGAGUGGCUAGUGGAGGUAUCCCUAGGCUGUAAUGUAAACACUGUAUUUUCUCUGAAAUGCCUGAAGGGAUUGAUUAUACUCACCAGAACAAAUUCAAUAAGUUGUAGUUGUUCUGAUAACUAUAGUGUCCUUUUAAUGUAUUUUAUACAGUUUAAUGUACAGUAUACGGCUUAAUGUACAGUGUACAACUUAAUGUAGUUGUUCUGGUGUCAAUAUCCUGUCCCUUCAGGCAUGUAAACACUGUGUUUCGGAGAAAAGGCAGUGUUUACAUUGCUCGCUAGGGACCCCUCCAAUGACAGUAAUUUCCCGGGUCAGUGCUGCACAAUGUGAGGCAGUGAAUUUUUCGCAUAGAAAUGAUUGAUUCAAUGCAUCUUUGAGGAGAUGCUGAUUGGCUAGCACAGCAUUUUGCUCCAUCUCCACGCUUUCUCAUCAGAAUUGACAAUCUCAGCCAAUCCAAUGCUUUCUCCACCAAGGAUGCGGGUUAGCGGCAGGGCCCGGCAGACAUGUGCAGUGCUGGAAUGAAGGUACAUCUUUAUCCUAUUUAAAGGGGUGGGGGGCGGCCACCUAAAUCAGGGUUUGGCAAAUUUGCUUUGAAUCUAUUUUUUUUGUCAAGACACACACACCAUGAAAGGCAGACACACACACUCACAAAUUAUUGCUUGUUUUAAUAAAACUUUAUUCCACCAAGCCUCCCUACCUUUGGGAGAGCUGGAGUGGAUUGGUUUACCCUGAGUGGGUGACCGGCUAGAAAGUAGUUGAGGUGGGCAUCCGGCUGGGGAGAGGGUGGAGACGGGUGGUGAGGGAGCGGUAUUCUUCCUCGCAUGCCACUUAGUGAGGAAUAUGAUGACAUUCUGGCCCUGACCUCAUAAGCAGCGCGUGAGGGAGCGCAGCAGUGCAGGGAGAUCAUCGCUGCCUGCCCACAAUACAUGCAGCUGCCGGCCUCCACUCUCCCACUGUCAGCCACUCGCCUCAGAGGUAAAUGGCUCACAAAUCCCAGGCCCCAGGAGAAAAUUCAUAGGAGCCAUGGUGACCGGGUGCUUGAGAUCAUCAUAGGCUCACUAUGGCGGUCACUAUAGGGUCAGCAUACACGUUUAUAUUCCUAACACUAUAGUGUUCCUUUAAAUCUAAUUCCGCUGCAUUCUCCCAUGCCAGGGGCAUUGCCGGGUCAAUAAAUACACUUGGUGACCUCAAACUGCUCCCCCAAACUUCACCAAGAUCCGCCUCUCAAGACACUGAUAAACCUAAACAUGGACAAACACAUACAGUCAGAGACACACACAUACACAGCCAGGCAGAGACACACUAUAAAUAAAAGAAAAUACUGGUGGGGGGCAGGCAGUGGCAGUCGGGUAACUGUUCAUGUGCUUUACUCUGUGACUCUGCUAUCUCUUAAACAGCCAAAUCUCUAGUUUUUUAUUCCCAUAUUGUUCAAUGUGCGUCUCGGCUAGGAGUUAGUGAGAGAUGCUGAAAUAUGAGGUUGUGUUUUGAAUGUGUCACUAUUUAAACUGUGCUGCUUUUGGGCAAACAAUAUUUGGAGGACUGGAGCUCCUCCCCAGCAAUGCGCAUGUUUCUCCCAGGAUCACAUCCAUCCUGCAAGCUGCUCAUUGAGGGUGUUUGGUGGUUAGUGUGCCUGUUGCUGACGCCGUACAAGUCAUGUAUUGUUUGUGUCUUUACAGCUUAACUCUGGUUACCACAUCUCGGGCAGCUCGGGGGGAUUCCAGGGCGGACAGACGACUCUCACUGUACAGAAAGUAAAGUCCCCAUUCUCUAUAGCGAGCGCAUUUCUUAUAUCUCUGCUGUCAGUCUUACUUCCCUUUCUUUCUUUUUAAUGGCCCUCUCUCUUUCAAUCAGGGUUAUUCACUCAAAUUUCGGGACAAACUGCAAAAUUCGAUGACUAGGAACAUUUUACAGUUUGGCUAUUUUUUGUUCUUAAAUUUGAAAUUUUCUCUUUAAAUUCCUGACAAUUCUCCUUAUAGUGAAUAACCCCGACUUUAUCUUGCUUUCUGUCUUUUUCUUCCAAUGUGUUUGUGUCCCUUCAUUUCUGCAUCAAUCUGUCCGUGUGUUUGUCUGUUUCUGUAUUUCUCUUAUUCCUCCCUGUGUCUUAUCUUCUGUUAUUGUAUCUCUCUUUCCCUCUGUGUAUAUUUGUGAGCCUCCUUUCCCAUCUGUUUCUCUCUUCUGUAAGUUAUGUCUCUCUUUUUAUCUUUCUCUAUCUCUCUGUGUGGUUGUCUUUGUGUCUCUCUCUUGUUCUGUUUGUGUCUCCUUCCCCCCUCUCUCUCUCUCUCUCUCUCUCUCUCUCUCUCUCUCUCUCUCUCUCUCUCUCUCUCUCUCUGUUUUUAUUUGUCUCUUUUGUUCUCUUUGUAUCUGUCUCCUUUUCUGACCCUCUCUCUUUCUAUUUGUCUUUGUGUCUCUCUCUUGUUCAAUGCUUAUGCGUCUGUUUCCUUUGCGGUCUGACUAUCUGUCUCCCCCUCUGUUUCUAUAUGUACGGCUGUUGCUGAUGGUGAUGUUUUGUCCUGCAGUUUGAGAUGUUGAACGCAGAGCUUGAGCAGAACCAGGAGCUCGCCAAUAGUCGCAUGUGUGAGCUUGAGAAGCUGCAAAAUGAGCUGCAAUCUGCUGUCCGGCUGAAAGAGAAGCUCAAGGUAGUGUACCUCCAGGAAACGUAAACUCUGUCAGUCGGGUACUUCUCCAUCUCACCCUUUCUAUUCUCUCUUUCUCCAGCUGGACCUGAGAACCCUUCCAGAGGAAGCUGUACGUAGCACGCAGGAUUUUCGCUGUCUGCAGUCUCAGUUCUCGGUCCUUUACAACGAAUCUCUGCAGGUGAAGACACAGUUGGAUGAAGCUCGCGCCCUUCUGCUCAGCACAAAGAACAGCCACCUGCGGCAGAUCGAGCGCAUGGAGGUACAGUCUGCAGGACAGGCUGCUAGGUGCCCCAAGGUUUGGAUAGUCCAAAUAUUGGGGGCUCAGGAGGCUAUUGGGGGCUAAGAAUAUAUAAGAAUGGAUAGUGUCAGUGUUUGAGAUGGUGGGUCACACAGUAGAUCGUGUCAAUGUCCUUGGUUGGUGGGUUGUAGAGUUAAUAUCGUCCAUGUCCAUGGGUGGUGGGUAGCGUUGGUGUCCUGAGGUGGUGGAUCACAGAAUGGAUAGCAUUAGUGUCCUUGUGUGGUGAGUCGUAGAGUAGAUUGGGAAGGUUGCAUUGUAGGAUAAUGUCAACUGGAUUGUUUAUUGUGCCUGGCUAUUGUUGCAGAGUGAAGAACUCUCUGUCCAGAAGAAGCUUCGCACAGAAGUUAUCCAGCUUGAGGACACACUUGCUCAAGUACGCAAAGAGUAUGAAAUGCUAAGGAUUGAGUUUGAACAGAAUCUUGCUGCCAAUGAACAAGCUGGUAAGAGGAAAGCAUUCCAAGGGGAAUAGAAGAUAAUUUGUAACUGUAUGAAUUUAUUCCCUAAAUGCUUUGCAGGUCCCAUUAAUCGGGAGAUGCGUCAUCUUAUUGGUAGUCUCCAAAACCACAACCACCAGCUCAAAGGGGAUGUCCAGAGGUACAAACGCAAGGUGCGAGAUGCCCAAGGAGAGGUGAGCAAGGUGAGAGAGGGACUUGUUAAAUUGAAUGAGCAGUGGGAAGAUAUCGGACGACAUUAAAGAUGGUGUUCUCAAUAUAGACUUAAGCAUGCUGGCCCAGUGUAAUGUGGUAAAGGUCAGAAUGUAGUGGUCCCUGUCUUGUGGUGCAUAGGACAGGACUGAGUGUUCCCUGCUCUGUAGUGGUAAAUGGUAGCAUUGAGCUUUCCCCUGCCAUAUUCUGGUAAAAGAUAGCACUGUGUGGUCAAUGACGACUUCUGGUAAAAGAUAGAACUGAGUGGUCCCUGACGGGUUUUGGUAAAAGAUAGCACUGAGUGGUCCCUGACGGGUUUUGGUAAAAGAUAGCACUGAGUGGUCCCUGACGAGUUUUGGUAAAAGAUAGCACUGAGUUGUCCCUGACGAGUUUUUUUGAUAAAAGAUAGCACUGAGUGGUCCCUGACGAGUUUUGGUAGAAGAUAGCACUGAGUGGUCCCUGAUGAGUUUUGGUAAAAGAUAGCACUGAGUGGUCCUGAUUUUGCAGAGUACUUAUCUUCUAAACUCUUGACAGAUGCGGUACCAGAUGGGGGGAACACCAGUCACACCUGCUAAUGUGUUGGGGGGAGAAACAACUGCUGCUGUUGUGAAGGAAGAGGAACCAGAUGUGAAGAAAGAACCCGUGGGCCCCCUAAUUCGAGACUCUGAGACUCCCACCACCCCCGAGGUAAAAAAGGAAGAAGAGGAAAUUAAGAAGGAGUCUGAGAGGGGGAAAAUACGAGAACGCGAGCCAGAGAGAGAGCGUGAUAAGGAGCGGGAAAGAGAGAAAGAACGCGACAAACAGAAAACAGAGGAAUCCAAGCGCAAAGACUCUGACAUCCUCAAACAACUGAGAGCAGAGCUCAAGUAAGUAAACACUCGCUGUUGCAGAUCAGAAAAUUCAGAUUCGUUCAGGUGGUUUUCUUCUUGUUAUAAUGCAAAAGGGACAUCAUAGGCACCAAAAUUGCUUACGUUUAGUGAAGUAGUUUUGGUGUGGAUCAUGCCUGUGCAGACUUACUGCUCAAUACUCUAUAAUUUAAGAGUUAAAUCACUUUAUUUAUGCAGCUCUAGCCACACCUCCCUGCAUGUGACUUGCACAACCAAAGAGAGAUUUAAUGUUUAAACUUCCUUUAUUGCAAAUUCUGUUUUAUUUAGAAUUUUUUAUAUCCUGCUCUGUUAAUAUCCUUCUAGACCAGGGGUAGGCAACCUUUUAGCAGCACUGUGCCGAUAUAGGAUUGUGAUGUUCAGGAGUAGUUUGUGGUAUCGUGUAUGAUACAUAUGAAUGGGGGCUGCUUGUGGAAUUGUGUGUGGAUGGAUAGGUCACAUUGCGUGUUUGGUAGUGUGUGUAUGUGUGGGGGCUGUUUGGGGUAUUGCAUGUGAGAGAGGCUGCAUCUGGGGUUGUGUGCAUGUAUGUGGAUUGUUAGUGGGUUACGUUUGUGCGGAUUGUAUGUAUGUUUGUUUGUGGGCUGUUCGUAUUAUUUGUAUGAGUAAAUCUAGCAGUGUGGGUGGCUUCCCUGGGUUCCAGUGGGGACCAAGCUGGCCAAGUACAGGUCAAGGACAGGAACUGCAUCAGCAGCUGCAGGCUGCGCCACUACAGUGUGGAUUCCCAUUCACAAGUGCUGGGAGGAAGUGAUCUGACAUCUAUGUGCUGCAAUGCAUAAAUUGAGGAUUGUCCUUGUGACGAGACCAAUCUCGCCACAUUGCAUUGGAGAAGCCUGGUUGCUCGCCUGCUGCCUUUGGACUAUGGCCCCCUUUUAAAAGACUUUAUUUUUGCCUGCAGAAAAGCUGUAUUCGUGCUUUUCUGCCUGGGGUUCGGUAGAUUUGUUUGAAUGUGUUAUACCCCAGAUAGGAAUCCCAUGGAGCCCAUUCGUAUGAAACUGACUGUAAAGACUUUAGCUCCAUGGCGAUUAAACUGUAUUCAUGUGGUCUGAGCGCCAUUCACUUAAUAAUGUGCGCUCGGACCUGAGCUAUCUGGGGAUAUGUUACAUGUCUGUGUUUUAUGUAAUAAAUGUGACUUUAUGUAUUUUAAAGUGUUUUGUGUCUCUUUGCAACCAUGUGCUUAAUGGAGUCUUGUGUCUGUCCUGGGAGAUAAUUGAAUUACUUAUCUCCAGGAUAGAAGACUCUGAAACUGGUUUGGGCCAGAAAGCCAUGCUUCAUUUAGUCACAAAGGACUUUUUACUAACUUUUGAACCCCUUGUCUGAUUUGUGCCAUUUUUGAAUAUGUUGUUCCCCUGAAUGGAUUGAUUGAGAAUAUGUAAUUUUAUGUGAAUGUGAUGUAUGGUUUUGGAGUUAUGAAAGUUGGGUAGAAAGUAUGUUUUAACUGUUUGUAUAAUUGAGUUUCCUCUCAGGAUAAGGGGAGGGAAUAUGUGGGAUGUAACUGUGAUAUGAUUGGUUGUUUUAUCCCUCCCUGUGGGUGGUCCUGUAUUUGAAACACUGUAAUAAAAACCAGGCUGGGUGUGCCAGCACCUCAGACCACUGCUUGACCCUCAACACAGAGCCUUGUCUCGUUCUUGGGGGGAUUCACUGUAUGCUGUUAGAGACUGAUUGCCAGGAGUGUAAGCUGCUUGGGAGCUUUUCCUGUUCGUCUGCUAGCAGCUAUUUGGGAGGUUCCAGUUCGGGAGUUGGAGUGCUAUUUUGUAUCCAGUUUGGGAGUUUGAUGUUCUGCAGUAGCUGUGCCUGUAUCUCUGGAAAGGGGGCCGAUCGCCUAAACGGUUUUUACCCCUUGUGUGCAAAACGGUCCGUUACAAUUGGUGGCAAGCGGCGGGAUCGUUCCUACAGCCAGAAGGACAGCUACAGGAGACACCAUUUCUUUGGAUUUUACAAUUUGAGGGCAACGCAUGUCCCAGUACAGCGACCCUGACAGCACCAGCAUGGAACCAGCAGUGGAGUAUGACGAGGGUGCCAUGGAUGACCGAGAUGCAGUCCGUAAAGGCAUCUGGUACCAGGCACUGGGUAUUGUGGAGUACCAGCGGGGCAAGAGACUCCCCAAGGAAGACCAGCGGUUGCAGAAGCGAGUAGCCCUGCGGAUGCCCUUCCUGGGAGAGCAGCCCCUAGAUGAAUGGGUGAAGGAAUUGGAGCACCGGGUAUGGCAGGAGAUUUGGCUGGAAGAUGCCUACCAGGCGCUCUGGUGGUAUGGGGCACAGUACCUGCCCUGGACAGCCGAGCAUGACAAGCCAGAGGGAGAGGAGUUUGAUGGUCCUGGCUUGUUAUGGGAGGCUUUUUCAGAGCCUGAAUUUGGGAGCCCUACACAAGCCCGGUUCAGUGAUCUCUUGGAGUGGAGGGAGAGCAGGUAUGACUGGGACGACACUCACGACAUUGAGCAAGACCUGGCUCACCUAGCAACCCUGGAGUGGGAACUGGAGCAGGACUACCGAGAUCUCUUCCACUCCAUUGAGAAGAUUCAGCAGGACAGCAAGGUGUCAGAGCCAGAGCCAGACCCAUUCAGAGGGGACGAGAUGGUACAGUUUUACUGGGAAGAACCCCAGGUGGCCGGUAGAGAUGGGACCGAGGUCUCUCCACCGGUCCUGCAGGGAAUUGGGAGCCCAGUCUCCAUUCCCCAGCGGCAGUGUAAAGUGCAGGGAGAGGAGAGCAGUAUCCUCCCUCCCCAGCGGCAGGCUGAGUUACAGGGGGCAGAGGUAGUUGUUCCUGCCCCCCAGCAGCAGAGUGAUAUGCCGGGAAGGCAGUGUGAAGUCCAGGGAGAGGAGAGCAGCGUCCUCCCUCCCCAGCGGCAGGCUGAGUUACAGGGGGCAGAGGUAGUUGUUCCUGCCCCCCAGCAGCAGAGUGAUAUGCCGGGAAGGCAGUGUAAAGUGCAGGGAGAGGAGGCAGUGUCCUCCCUCCCCAGCGACAGGCUGAGUUACAGGGGGCAGAGGUAGUUGUUCCUGCCCCCCAGCAGCCAAGUGAUAUGCCGGGAAGGCAGUGUGAAGUCCAGGGAGAGGAGAGCAGUGUCCUCCCUCCCCAGCGGCAGCGUGAUUUUUUGGGAAUUGGGAGCCCAGUCUCCAUUCCCCAGCGGCAGUAUGAUGUUUUGGGAAUUGGGAGCCCAGUCUCCAUUCCCCAGCGGCAGCACAGAUUAUUGGGAAUUGGGAGCCCCGUCUCCAUUCCCCAGCGGCAGAGUGUCCUACCGGGAAUAGAGAGCCCAGUCUCCUUUCCCCAGCAGCAGGACUCUGUAUUGGGAGCAGAGACAGUCGGUCUCCCUUCCCCGCAGCUGGAAGUAUGUAUGAGAGAGGAGCAUGUUACCCCCUCUCCCCAGCGGCAGCUUAAUGUAUCAGGGGGAGACAGUAAGCCCCACAACUGUGCAGAUGGGACCGUAGUCUCUACACUGCCAGCACAGGGGGUAGGGACGGUCGGUCCUGCCCCCCAGCGACAGGGCUGUUUAGCCAAAGGGGAGACAGUCGGUCUCCCCCUCCAGCAGCAGAGAUGGGUAACCAAAGGGGAGACGGUCGGUCUCCAGCAGCAGGACUGUGCAUCUAAAGGGGAGACAGUCAGUCUCCAGCAGCAGAGCGGUGUAUUUAAAGGGGAGACAGUCGGUCUCCCCCUCCAACAACCAGGCUUCAACCAGGCUAUCCUCCCAGUAGCGCUGGCAACAGGGCAGAGUGCCGCUGGUCUCUGCCCACGCAGCAACCCACCAAGUCAGCGUACCCGUACCCAGCCCAGCCGUGGUGAGGCACCUGGACAUGGACAAGCUUCUCCUUUACCCAAGUGUAGUAACCAUUUAUUGUGGGUGGGCUGUGCUGUUGAUUAUUUGUUGUGGGUGGGCUGCUGGACUAACAAGGGCACUGACCGGCAGGAGGUCAGAUACCCUGUUAGUCUGUUUGGAAAAGGGGAGAGAUGUGACGAGACCAAUCUCGCCACAUUGCAUUGGAGAAGCCUGGUUGCUCGCCUGCUGCCUUUGGACUAUGGCCCCCUUUUAAAAGACUUUAUUUUUGCCUGCAGAAAAGCUGUAUUCGUGCUUUUCUGCCUGGGGUUCAGUAGAUUUGUUUGAAUGUGUUAUACCCCAGAUAGGAAUCCCAUGGAGCCCAUUCGUAUGAAACUGACUGUAAAGACUUUAGCUCCAUGGCGAUUAAACUGUAUUCGUGUGGUCUGAGCGCCAUUCACUUAAUAAUGUGCGCUCGGACCUGAGCUAUCUGGGGAUAUGUUACAUGUCUGUGUUUUAUGUAAUAAAUGUGACUUUAUGUAUUUUAAAGUGUUUUGUGUCUCUUUGCAACCAUGUGCUUAAUGGAGUCUUGUGUCUGUCCUGGGAGAUAAUUGAAUUACUUAUCUCCAGGAUAGAAGACUCUGAAACUGGUUUGGGCCAGAAAGCCAUGCUUCAUUUAGUCACAAAGGACUUUUUACUAACUUUUGAACCCCUUGUCUGAUUUGUGCCAUUUUUGAAUAUGUUGUUCCCCUGAAUGGAUUGAUUGUGAAUAUGUAAUUUUAUGUGAAUGUGAUGUAUGGUUUUGGAGUUAUGAAAGUUGGGUAGAAAGUAUGUUUUAACUGUUUGUAUAAUUGAGUUUCCUCUCAGGAUAAGGGGAGGGAAUAUGUGGGAUGUAACUGUGAUAUGAUUGGUUGUUUUAUCCCUCCCUGUGGGUGGUCCUGUAUUUGAAACACUGUAAUAAAACCAGGCUGGGUGUGCCAGCACCUCAGACCACUGCUUGACCCUCAACACGGAGCCUUGUCUCGUUCUUGGGGGGAUUCACUGUAUGCUGUUAGAGACUGAUUGCCAGGAGUGUAAGCUGUUCGUCUGCUUUUCCUGUUCGUCUGCUAGCAGCUAUUUGGGAGGUUCCAGUUUGGGAGUUGGAGUGCUAUUUUGUAUCCAGUUCGGGAGCUUGGUGUUCUGCAGCAGCUGUGCCUGUAUCUCUGGAAAGGGGGCCGAUCGCCUAAACGGUUUUUACCCCUUGUGUGCAAAACGGUCCGUUACAGUCCUUCACCACCUUUUCGUAUUAGCAGAUAUCUGAAGUUUCACUGGGACUCCUGAUAGGCUGUAGCAGCCUUGAGUGCCGUGUAAAGACACCUUGAGUGCCGUGCAUGGCACUAGUGCCGUAGGUUGCCUACCCCUGUUCUAGACCAUGCAGGAGCCUCUUGUGAGUGAUUAAAGUUCAAUUUACAGAGCAGGAGGUACAAACAUCUAAUUGAAAAUCAAAUCAUUUUUUCAUGUAGGCUGUGUCAGUCACAGCCCGGGGAGGUGUGACUAGGUCUGCAUGGACCAAAGUGAUUUAACUCCAAAAUGGCAGAGCAUUGAACUAAAACUGCUUCAUUAAAGGAUCUUGUUUUCCUGGCACUAUAGGGUCUUUAGGUUCCCCCCCACCCUCAGGGACCCACUCCCGCUGGGCUCAAGGGGGAUGAAGGGGUUAAACACUUACCUUUUUCCAGCGCUGGGCCCCCUCGCCUCCUCCUCCCGACAUCCGCACUGAAUGCGCAUGUGCGGCAAGAGCAGUGCGCACAUUCAAACAGUCCAUAGGAAAGCAUUACUCAAUGCUUUCCUAUGGACAUCCAGUGUCUUCUCACUGUGAUUUUCACAGUCGGAAGCACCUCUGGCAGCUGUCAGUGAGACAGCCACUAGAUGCUGGAUUAACUCUAGUGUAAACAUAGUUUUUCUGUUUACAGCUGCAGGGUUAAAACUAGAGGGACCUGGCACCCAGACCACUUCAUUGAGCUGAAGUGAUCUGGGUGCCUAUGGUGGUCCUUUAAGCUCAAGUUGUUUUGAUGCGUAUAGUAUCCCUUCAAGAAGCAGUUGAUAUUGGAGAUGCAAGCUUGUUUUUGCAGAAGCUGAUAUAAUUAAUUAUGUUGUAUGUUCUCACUGUUGUCUUAUUGAAUUCUUGUCUAAUUCUUUAUUAUUUAACUUUAUAUAUAGCUACAUAGCUUUUUAGGUUGAAAAAAGACUAAACCCAUUCUUUUAUGCUGUUGAUCCAAAAGAAGGCAGUAAACAAAUGUAGCCAUUUCCAGUUAUGCCAAAAAAAGGGAAAUUUCCUUCUUGACUCCAUAAUGGCUAUCAGAUUUCUCUUUGGAUCAGCAACCUGCUUAGCUACAUAUCAGUUAUAUCCUUGAAUAUUCUGUUUAAGUCCAAAAAAACAUCCAAGCCUUUAAAAAAAAAAAAAAAAAGAAUAUCUAUAGAAUCUGAUAAGACAACCUUUUCAGACCAAGAAUUCCACAUCUUUAUUGUUCUUACUGUAAAGAACCCUUUUCUCUGCUGUAAGUGAAAUCACCUUUCUUCCAGUCUCAAUGUGUAACCUCUUACCUGUGGUAUAUUCCUGCUAAUGAACAGGUUAGCACAUAGCGGUUUGUACUGAUCCUGUGUGUAUUUGUUUAGUGCAGUCAUAUCCCCUCUGGGACGUCUUCUUUCUAAGGAAAACAAUUUUUUAUUUUUUUUUGCCUUUCGAACGGGUGGGGGAGUAAACCUGUGCUUGGCAGUUUCUUUUAAUGCUAGAAGGCAGCAACCAUAAUUACAGGAAAGAGCAGCUAUCUGUAUUUAGCCAGAAUUAACUGAAACACAGCAAAUACACAUUCCAUGUCAUUGUCAUGUAUCAUCAACCAUUGGUUCCUCGACCAAUCACUUCUAUUCUCGGGUUGUUGCCCAUCACUCACUGCUUACCCUGAAAACUGUUGCCUCCUUCUUACCUCACCACCUCAUGUCUGCCUUUCAAGUACUCUCUUUAGUCACUCCCCGUCUGCGAGGCCCCCCGACCCGCCAGCGUGGCCCAUGCCCCCUUUGCAAGCGCGAACCCCUCUUCCUGCCAACAUCUCGCCCACCCCUGGCCAGAGCAACCCCUUGUGCCCUCCCUUGCCCACGUUACCUGUUACUGUUUGUCCAGCUUCUAUGUUGGUGACUGAGCAUUUGCUAUCUACCUAAAGACUUUUUUUAGAUUUUGACGGUUUGUCAUUGUGAACCACAUGCUGCCGCCUGUCUCCCUGUUUAUUGCGUUUUUUCUCUUACUACUUUUUUACUUUUUUUUUUUUUGCUCUAGAAAGGCCCAAGAAAGCCAGAAGGAGAUGAAGCUGCUUCUAGAUAUGUACAAAUCUGCCCCGAAAGAACAGAGGGAUAAAGUGCAGCUGAUGGCCGCUGAGAGAAAAACCAAGGCUGAGGUAACUGUGAUGGCUGCCCCUCGUCUGUCUCUGAACUUUCGGUUAUUUUUCUAAUUCUUCUGCUCUCUUUCAUUCUCUCUCUGGUAGGAUUGUGUCACUCUCUGUAAUGGUGCUCUCUCUGGUAGGAUUGUGUCUCUCUCUGUAAUGGUGCUCUCUGGUAGGAUUGUGUCACUCUCUGUAAUGGUGCUCUCUGGUAGGAGUGUGUCACUCUCUGUAAUGGUGCUCUCUGGUAGGAUUGUGUCACUCUCUGUAAUGGUGCUCUCUCAGGUAGGAUUGUGUCACUCUCUGUAACGGUGCUCUCAGGUAGGAUUGUGUCACUCUGUUAUGGCUCUCUCUGGUAGGAUUGUGUCUCUCUCUGUAAUGGUGGUCUCUGGUAGGAUUGUGUCACUCUCUGUAAUGGUGCUCUCUGGUAGGAUUGUAUCACUCUCUGUAAUGGUGGUCUCUGGUAGGAUUGUGUCACUCUCUGUAAUGGUGCUCUCUGGUAGGAUUGUGUCACUCUCUGUAAUGGUGCUCUCUGGUAGGAUUGUGUCACUCUCUGUAAUGGUGCUCUCUGGUAGGAUUGUGUCAAUCUCUGUAAUGGUGCUCUCUGGUAGGAUUGUAUCACUCUCUGGUAGAAUUGUGUCGCUCUCUGGUAGGAUUGUGUCACUCUCUGUAAUGGUGCUCUCUGGUAGGAUUGUGUCACUCUGUAAUGGUGCUCUCUCUGGUAGGAUUGUGUCACUCUGUAAUGGUGCUCUCUGGUAGGAUUGUAUCACUCUCUGUAAUGGUGCUCUCUCUGGUAGGAUUGUGUCACUCUCUGUAAUGGUGCUCUCUGGUAGGAUUGUGUCACUCUCUGUAAUGGUGCUCUCAGGUAGAUUGUGUCACUUUCGUAACGGUGCUCUCUUUUGGUAGGGAUUGUGUCACUUUCAGGCUUUGCGCUCUGGUAGGAUUGUGUCACUCUUCUGUAAUGGUGCUCUCUGGUAGGAUUGUAUCACCUUCUGGUAGAAUUGUGUUGCUCUCUGGUAGGGAUUGUGUCACUUCUGUAUGGUGCUCUCUUGGUAGAUUGUGUCGCCUUCGUAAUGGUGCCUCUGGUAGGAUUGUGUCACUCUCUGUAAUGGUGCUCUCUGGUAGGAUUGUGUCACUCUCUGUAAUGGUGCUCUCUGGUAGGAUUGUGUCACUCUCUGUAAUGGUGCUCUCUGGUAGGAUUGUGUCACUCUCUGUAAUGGUGCUCUCUGGUAGGAUUGUGUCACUCUCUGUAACGGUGCUCUCAGGUAGGAUUGUGUCACUCUCUGUAAUGGUGCUCUCAGGUAGGAUUGUGUCACUCUCUGUAACGGUGCUCUCUGGUAGGAUUGUGUCACUCUCUGUAACGGUGCUCUCUGGUAGGAUUGUGUCACUCUCUGUAAUGGUGCUCUCUGGUAGGAUUGUGUCACUCUCUGUAAUGGUGCUCUCUGGUAGGAUUGUAUCACUCUCUGGUAGAAUUGUGUUGCUCUCUGGUAGGAUUGUGUCACUCUCUGUAAUGGUGCUCUCUGGUAGGAUUGUGUCGCUCUCUGUAAUGGUGCUCUCUGGUAGGAUUGUGUCGCUCUCUGUAAUGGUGCUCUCUGGUAGGAUUGUGUCAAUCUCUGUAAUGGUGCUCUCUGGUAGGAUUGUGUCACUCUCUGUAAUGGUGCUCUCUGGUAGGAUUGUGUCACUCUCUGUAAUGGUGCUCUCUUGUAGGAUUGUGUCACUCUCUGUAAUGGUGCUCUCUGGUAGGAUUGUGUCGCUCUCUGGUAGGAUUGUUUCACUCUCUGCAAUGAUGCUCUCUCUGGUAGGAUUGUGUUAUUCUUUGCUCUCUAACAUUGCACUCUGGCAGGUGGAGGAGCUGCGCUCCCGUGUGCAGUCACUUGAAGAAAAGGAUCGUAGGGAGAGGAAGAAACUCGCAGAUGAGGAAGCACUGAGGAAAAUAAAACUGGCUGAGGAGCAGAUUGAGCAUCUUCAGAGAAAACUGAGCGCCACCAAACAGGUGAGUUUUUAAUGUGGCAGGUGGGUGGCACAGAGUUCUGGACCUUUAAAGUCACGGUUUUUAUGCUAA